This is a messenger RNA of Lodderomyces oxycetoniae, 789 nucleotides long. RefSeq lists its product as uncharacterized. Bases 1 to 789 code for a protein of 262 amino acids. The transcript has a single exon. NCBI's taxonomy places the organism in Eukaryota, Fungi, Ascomycota, Pichiomycetes, Serinales, Debaryomycetaceae. The record is from RefSeq and is a predicted model, not a curated record.
AUGAGAGUUGCAUUCAAUACGCUAGAAGAAACUGCAGAUAUUGGUAUACUAAAUUCGGAAGCAUGGACUAAUAGUAAAAGAAAAAAUGAGGUUCCAAUUAAAGCAGAAUCCCAUUGUCAGAAUAAAAACGAAACUAGUUCAUUCAACCCAAUUGCUGACGAGAGCAUAACAACAGCAACAGCGGCGGCAGAUACAAGAAUCAAACAUUCGUUAUUCUCCCGUGUUUGGCUCAAAUUUCGAACUAAAAGAAAUGGUGAAAAAAUUGCCAAACAGGAAUUGUUGAUAUCAAACAAGUCCAAAACAGUAGCAGGACCACUAAAACCAACCACCACUACAACGUCAAAUUCAACUUCAACUUCGACGUCGUGGGUGCGUAAGUUGAGCAAAAAUCAUUCAAUUUCGGUAUUUCGUCCAUUUGCAACGUACCAGAAUGACUCCAUAAUGGAGUCAACUACAGCUCUACUAUCCCCGCAACGACUACCUGAUUUCGUUUCUCCCCCAGCAAAGAAGCCAAUGCCCACUAUUGAGUCAAUACAAGAGGUUGAUGAAAUUGAAAUUGAAAAUGAGAUUUGUCAAAGAAAAACAAGUUUUUUCCCCAUAGUAGAAGAUCGAAAUGAACUGGGAAAUCAUAAUCAGUUUAGUUUGAAAGAAUUUUAUGAAAAUAGUUUCUUCAAAUCCGGAGGACGACAGCCUAUUGAUUAUGAUAAUUCACAGAUAACUGAUGAGACAUUAGACCCUACAAAGUUACCAUGUACUAUCGAGCGAAGCGAGAUAGUGAAGCAACACUAG